Mugil cephalus (flathead mullet) is the source of this 6938-nucleotide messenger RNA. RefSeq names its product C2 domain containing 3 centriole elongation regulator (gene c2cd3). Gene Ontology annotation, biological process: cilium assembly; centriole elongation. Bases 253 to 6846 code for a protein of 2197 amino acids. Lineage: Eukaryota; Metazoa; Chordata; Actinopteri; Mugiliformes; Mugilidae. The record is from RefSeq and is a predicted model, not a curated record. Gene Ontology annotation, cellular component: centriolar satellite; centriole. The transcript has 33 exons.
CUUCCCAGAAUGCCUCUCUGCGUAAAAACAGCGGCAGCGGAAGCGGGACAAAAGUUGUAGUUCUAAUCGGACUUUGUUGCCCGGCGACAGUUUUCCGCGCAACCGUUUGUGUGAGUGGGUGUAUUUAGUGUAUUUGGUUCGUGUGCUGCAGCGGCUCACACUCAGCUCUGGUAAAAGGAGCGAUAGUAAUCAUGCCUCCUCACGGUUUGGACCAGGUUGUCGUUCACAGUCUUCAUUUAUUGAGGUGAAGGGAUGAAAACCAGAAGACCGAGGUCCGUCAGAUCUGGAAGCAGCAAGAGGAAAGUCCCCAGUGAUGUGUCCCCCUCUACCAGCCUCCCUCCUCUGGUCGAGGGUCAGCUGAGGUGCUUCCUGCGGGUGACGAUAAGCCGGGUGUUAUGGACGGUUCACAAGCCGCCAUCGCCAACGUUCAUCAGGCUGCGCUGGUGGGGAGAGUCCUCCAACGGGACACACUUCUUUCCCAGAGAUGGAUCUCAGUUGUCACAGAAAAUCAUCAAGACAACCGCUCGCUUCCCGAUCCGCUGUGGUCCGAAGCAGUUCACCUCAUAUCUUACAGAUAUGGGCUCUUUGGUGCUGGAAGUCCUGACGAAACCAGAUCAUUUGCCCGUCGCUCGGGCUCAGGUCGCCGGCAUCUCCUGUCUGUCCCUGUCACACCCAGUUAGUGGAUUUUACACUCUUGUAUCUCCGACAUCUGAAAAGCUGGGAGAGAUACAGGUUUCUCUUAGUUUAGAGCCUCUCACAGAAGCCUACGACAGCAGCAGUUCAGGUCCCACCACAGAUAUCGGCGCUGAAGGACAGCGAGCCACCACACUGAUGGUUCCCUCGCAGCACAAAUCAGCUGGCAGUGGGAGGGAGUCAACUGGGAGCAGUGGUGGAAACACACCAAGAGGGAAAGACCACUUGUAUUUCAAAAAUGCAGAGAAAGACAAACAAGAGACGCUUGAGAAUCAGAUGCCUCUUACAAACAAACCUCAGGAAAGUCAGACUGCUGUGAAUCCUUCAAGUCUGGACUCAGGGCAAACAAGCAAUGAUAUCCUCUCAGUUAUUCUAGAGCGUGGAAACAAGCUUAGAAACGCCAUGGUGGUCUCUGCUUUGAAAUGUGAUAUGGAUUGUGCUUCGGCUCUGAAAGACACUCCUCUGCCUCUCCCAAAAGACAACAUCCAACCUCCAUCCAGGCUGUUUCCCUCUUCCUCUGGGACGUUUCUAGAAAAUAUCCUUCAAGCUGGUUCAACUCUCAAACACUCUGAUGACGUUGCUGUUGUCUCCGACACCUUGGACUGUCCGGCUGACAUGGACAACAGAGCCGUUGAGCUGCUCCUUGGCAGCUCAGUCACAUCUCCUCUUCCUCUCUGGGAUGGCUCGCCGCCUGAAUCUCUGUCUGGCCAUAGCAGCGUGUGUGAAGACAGUGAGCUCAAUGAUCCACAGUAUGAUCAGAGCUUACUGGAAAAUUUGUUCUACAAAACUCCUGUCUUAGAUAGCAGACCAGACGACACUGAGGAGGAACUUCAACCGUCAGCCUCCUUGAGGAAAAAUCAGCCAAAACAGCUGACGCAGUCUGGACCUAAGAUCAUUGAAGGUCUAAAUUCACAGCCACAGCGUCCUGGAGAUGCUGGUGGUAUUUCUCCUCCCCUGAGUGUGGAGCAGUUGGCUUUGCUCCGUUCGAUCCGGCUGGCGAGAGUGACCAUCGACUCUCUGACUGUAGCUGCAGGCGGCUCAGCCACAACACCCAGAAAAGGCUUGAAUAAAGGAAAACCUCCUCGACCACUAACCAGCAAGAAGUGUACAUAUUUCGUGGAGUACGUGUUCCCGGUGACUUCAGCUUCAAGUCGUCACGAUCGCAGUAAGAGUGGAGACGGGGAGGUGAUCAGAGCCGCUUCCAGUAAAGUCACAGGAGGAGCUGUGAGGUUCCAGCAACUCUCAGUGUUUCCCGUCCACUUCAGCACAGCUACAGUUCAACAGUGGUUGGGAACUGAUCUGAUUUUCAAGAUUUACUCACGAAGAAGCGACCAAAAGAAACCUGUUGCCAUCGGUAAGGCAGUCCAUCCACUCCACUGUUUGCUGGAAAGCGAUCAGCUGAGUCAGUCUGUCGUCCUGCCAGUAGAGAGCUUGCAAAGUAGCAGAGCAACUCAGGAGGUCGGACCUCUGAAGGUGUUACUAGAACUUGGAACGGGCAGUAAAGCUGAAAAAGGUAAAAGGAAGUUGACUUGGAGAGAUACAUCCCACAUUUCACUCAGUCCGGGGAGAGAAACUAGAUCCAGAUCUCAACAUGCCAACGCUGACAGGGAAGAGUUACCAGCUCGUCCUUUAGAAGACUCCCGGCAGAAUGUUUGGAGUCCUCAGAAACCCUCAAAAGAACCCUCUCCUCAUCCCGUCCUCCACACAUCGCCUCCUAAAUCGUGGCAGCAGGUGGAGGAGGAACCAGAGGUCCUGCUGCAUGCCUUACUCAUGGUACCUGAUGGGAAGAACUUCAGCUGUGGGCCGCUGCAGGCUCCAAACGUGUACUUGAACUGUAAACUGUUUUGGUGUGAUGAGACGGCGAGAUCUGUCGUCAGCUGGGGUCAGACAAACCCUACGUUCAACUUUGUUCAGGUGACACCUGUGGCUUUAACUAAUAAGCUGCUGGAGCGGAUGAAGAAUAAUAUGAUGGUGAUUGAAGUUUGGCAGAAAACAGGAAGCUCGGGUCAAGAUCGACUCCUCGGUCUCGUUAAAUUACCUCUUCAUCAGUUCUACAUGUCGUUUAGGGAUCCCAGGAUCUCACACCUCCUCCUCCAGGCGCAGUACCCUGUUUUAGGGGUGGACUGCUACAUGCCUGUCGUUGACGUGUUCUCAGGUACUUGUAAAGGAAACCUCAGGGUCGUUCUGGCCAUGGGUCAGUCAGAGCAAAUAGUUUCCCUGCAGCGCACGAGGGAUGAAGAAUACGAACCUUUGUCUCAUCCAGUGCGACCUGUUCACCUGCUGGAUCACCAGCCACGUCCACAAACAAAGGUGAUUGCAGCUGUGAUGGAAACUAUGAGAGAACAUGUGUUUGUGAUCAGAGUGGAAAAGGUCAGUGGGCUCACACCUCUACAGUCCACAGUGUGGGGUGAGGCCGACUGCUACGUCCAGUAUAGUUUCCCAUGUCAGGACGGUGACACAAAGGAAGACCAAGACCUCAUUGAGAGUAGCGUAAACCUGAAGCCGUUUCGUACUACCACCACUCUCUGUGUCCCUGACCCCAUGUUUGGUCACACUGAGACUCAUGUGCUUCUGGCUCCUGAAGGAGUUCCUGUUCAGAGGCUGCUGCUCAGCUCUCUUUCAAGUCAAGGCCUGAGCAGCGGAGGAGGCGUCCAGUUCGAAGUGUGGUGCAGGUAUUAUUACCCUAAUGUCAGAGAUCAGCUUGUGGCCAGAGGAAUGCUUCCACUGUCCAAACUGUGUGCCAUGGUCACCAUGCAGAGACAGCAUCCCAACGAGGCUCAAAUGUUCUCCCUGCCGCUGAUUCCCAGGACAGACAGCGCCACAGGACCCCAGCCUCAUCCCUCAGGCCUGCUAGAUGUGUGCGUCAGAUACAAGCACAGACCUGUGAGACCUGAAGGACAGACUGGAAGAGGAGCUGCCUCUCGAGUUGUGACGCUCGUGGUUCAAGUGCACAGAGCAUCUGGUCUGCAGGCAGCAGCGAGGGUGUUAUCAGAACAAGAUGAAAGGUUCGACUACUUUGUCGGAGUGGGUGUUAACACUUACGUCACGGUUCAGCUUUCCUUCUUGCCUGAGAGUGAGAGGAGAUGUACCCGCACUGCAGCUCGGACCUUCUGCCCCGAGUUCGACCACCACAUGGAGGUGUCCUGUGAUCUGCUGGUUCAGAGGAGCACGGGAGAAACCUGCAGCCUGGCUGAGCAGCUGGAACAGGCCACUGCUGUCUUUACUGUCUGGAACAGAGACAAUCGCAAAGCCGUGAACGUUUUCAAACCUAAAGACGUGAUGUUGGGCACAGUGAGAGUACCGCUGGCUGAUCUCAUCCAUAAAAGAACAGGUAUUUCUGGCUGGUUCGGCGUUUACAUGACUCUGGAAACAAGUUCUUCUCAACACCACAGCGUUUUGGUCGGAGGCCUCGAGAUCUCCGUCAGCUUCGCUCACCACUCAGACAGAGAGCGAGUCAUCAAAGCUGCUCAAGGUCUGGGCUGGGAAACGGUUCACAGUGACAAUGCAACGCAGGACGAGGAAGAACUGUGGGAAGGAAGCGCAAAGAAACUCUCUCUAACAUUAUCAAUGCCUAGAGUGUGGAUGCCCGUCCACUGUUUGCUUCUACCCGGCCACGAUGAGCUUCAGCGCUCCACCUACUGCUACUUCAGGUACAAGUUCUACGAGCAGGACGCCUUCUGCUCUCAGAUGAGACACCCCCAUGUUGAGGAGGGUGGGGUGGAAGGCCAGGCCACUGCCAGCUUUGAAGGAAGUAGAACUGUGGAGCUGAGGAGCACCCAGCCGCUGAUGUGGUACCUGCGAGAGGAAAGGCUGGAGGUGCAGGUGUGGGUCGCCUUCAAGAAAGAUAAAACCAGAAGGCCCAGUGACACAGACCGACUGGUGGGCUCAGCGUUUGUCGAUCUGUCCUCUCUUGCCAAGACGCACAAGCAGAAGCUGGCUCUCAGUGGAGUGUACCCGCUGUUCAUGCGCUCAGCAGCAGAUCUACAAGGAGCAGCUCUCAGGGUCCACAUCACCCUAACAGUCGGUCCUGAUCCCGCUGGAGCUGACACCCUGGAGGACUUCCAUAGUCAGGAGGAGCUCUUAUCAGAGGAGGAGGUGGAGGAGGAGGAGGAGGAGGCAGCACAUCGAGCACCCUCUCCCCAUACGCCCAGAAAAUCAUAUACCCCAAGCAGACAAUUGAAUAAGUCCUCCAGAGCCACUCCAGACAUCACAUCUGUGUCCCACAGAGAAACAAGCAGGGAGGAGUCUUUCUCUGUGACUAUUGCUGUGGACCGGGCUAUGCACCUGAAUCUGAAAGGUUGUCCUCUAGCAGAGCGCAGCGAAGGGACGCCAUGCUGCUGUGUUUCAUAUGUCACCGCUGACUCUGCCGAGCCGAUGUCCACCGCCGUCGUAGCCAACACUGACUGUCCUGUGUGGGACCAUCAGCACGAGUGCAGGCUCUCGAAGCAGCUGCUGGUUGAUCCACAACAAUCUCUCGUUUUCAAAGUCUGGCACAAAGGAGAAAUCGAAAGGGUGAUUGGAUUUGCAUCUGUGGACCUGUCUCCUUUGCUCUGUGGGUUCCCGUCAGUGUGUGGUUGGUAUAACAUCACAGACUUCAGCGGACAGUGUCACGGGCAGCUUAAGGUCUCCAUCACUCCUCUGAAGGGGGUCCAGGACCUGCGUGGAGAGAGGAAAUCGGUGAAUGAAGAAGCGGCCAAAAAUUCAUCUCAGGCUUUGCUCCAGUCCGUUCCUCUCAGCUACCAAACCACAGCCACGUACAGCAGCUUUCCCUCUCACAUCAGCAGAUACCCCGAGCAGAAGAUCUCCUCACCCGACCUCACAGAGAGGCUGUUCUCUGAAAGGCCCAGUGAGAGCGAGCGCCAUUACGAGCACAUGGACAAAGUUCGUCUUUACCACCAGAGUCUACAGGAACAAUCACCGUCUCACUCUGUUUAUGAUGUCAAUCCCUCCAGCUCGAUCCUGUUUUCAGCACUGAGAAAGAAGCUGAGUGAACUUGACAACAUUCAGAGAUACUUCAGCCGUAAGCUUUCUACUCCUACGUUUCCAUGCAUGGUUGAGCAAGAUGUUCACAGCAAACACGAGGAGGAACAGAGGGACUCGGAAAUCAACUCGUCUCAGCUACUCAGCAAGUCCAACCAGUUGGUUGGAGAAGUCAAUGACAUCAUAAGUGGUCUACGAGGACAGCACUUGGAGACAAUUCCAUCCAACCCAGAGAGCAGCUCAACAUCUUCCCCCGCUGGAGACGGCAUCCUUCAAACUGUCCCUCAAACUCUCCCUGAGAACAUCUCCAGUCCUUGGAGAGUUUCAGAUUUUUCCCACAAAGUUUUGUCUCCCCUUCCGUCGCCGCCUCCAGAGAUGUCCGGGGACCACACAGACUCUGAGAUGGAGGACGAAAAGGACGGAGGAAGCUACAAGGUUGUUGUGUCUGAGGAUGAAAAUGAACAAGAGACGAGUUUCAGACAGGACGAGGAAGCUGACGACGAUGAUGAAGAUGAAGACUACGAGGAGGUCGUGGUGAAGCCGCGGCCUCUAAACGAAGUGACCUCGUUAACGGACAGAACCAGUCCUUGGACCAGCAUCAUGUCAGACCCCGACCUGGUUUCUCUGGAGAGCCUGGAGGCACCAGAGGAGCCUCACGUGACUGAGGACGAGGACGACAAGAGGAGGAUGGUUCAUGUGGAAACUCGUGACUCCAGCACCAGACAAGAGGAAAACCAACACCAUCACAGUUUUAGCGAUGCCUCGGACACGGAGGCAGACGAAGAAAGGACGCUACAAACUUUAGAUGAGGGACGAGCAAAGACCCACAACAUUCCCACUGAGGAGGCAGAUGAUUCAGAUUUAUCACCAACCACAGACGGCGCCACAGAUUCCCACAUCGCUUCAGGCUUCCACAACAACCUUGACGCACAACUACAACCCUCCGUCGCCGUGGAGGUUCCUAAUUUCUUCCUGCCCUCUCACCAACUGGAGGCGUCGAUGAGAGCCAUUCGUUUAGCUCCGUCUUUCUCCCACAUGCCCAGAGACACGACCAGGAGCGCCCCCCCUGGCAGAGGUCCUCGACAGCGUCCCGACAUGUCGCCGUCGUCCAUGAAGAAAGAGACGGACAGAAUAGCCAAAAUAUUUGCAGCUCACUUUGAUGAGACGCGUUAGUAGUAGUGGCGGCGCCUUUGGACCAGAAACAAUCAUGUAAAUUUAAUGUAAUAUUUUGUAUUUUUAUAAAUAAAUAUGGACUCUUUCCACCA